UUCUGCCACGAAAAUUCUAGCAAGCUGUGUCUGGUCUGCAUCCCUCAGAGUGCCCUUGUGUGCCAAGCGGUGCUUUAGGCCUCAGGUAGAGGGCGGUCCGGCCCAAGAGUGCUUUGUAACCCUGUGAGGACUGUUGGCUCCGAGGGCUCCUCUCAGUGUUUUCUGAACAGCCUCUCCCCAUUCCAUGGCCACAGUUCGACUCUUCCACGUUGUGUGAUAUACCAACAAAUAAACAUUCCUAGUUAUUUCUCUGUUCACUUACCGUGGUCAAGGACUGUUUGGAAACUCGACGCUUGCCUGACAUUGUAUACUCUACGGUGUUGUUUCUCAGCGCCUCAGACAACUGUUUUGAACCUUUUGCUCUGUAGAGCAUUAUGGAGCCUCUCGAGAAAACUGUUUGAGUCUCUUGACAUAGGUCAGUCUGACUUCCGCUUACCAAUCAGAUUCUGGGAUCCCAGGCCAUGCAACGUGCUAGGAGACAAGCGGCCCUGUAUAGAGAUUAAGGAAUACAGUUGAGUUGGCCUGGAUCCAUAGGGUACAUAGGGAGUUUGGAUUGCAUAUAUAGCACUUGCAAAUUAAUUGCUUCGUUUGGAGUAAUAUUUUGAUUUAAUUUAAUUAUGGCAGUCUGGUAUUUGCUUGAUUCAGUUUAAGACCCAUUUCAGUCUUGAGUAUUCCUAAAACCUGUAACUAUUCAUAAAACUGUCACCACUAGUUCUGGGCAUACUUAUUUUAUCAAACAUCACAUUAAUUGCCAAAUCUGUAUUGGGGUUUUGAGAAAUGCAAGGCACGGGGUUGGGGAUUUAGCUCAGUGGUAGAGCGCUUGCCUAGCAAGCGCAAGGCCCUGGGUUCGGUCCCCAGUUCCGAAAAAAAAAGAAAAGAGAAAUGCAAGGCACUGCUGCAUAAGGGCUGAUAGUCAGACAGACAGACACACAGACAGUAUGUACUUCGGAAGAAAUCUCAUUUAAUAGUUUGUCAUAGUGACUUAGGAUCGAAGUCAAAGCUCGUGGUUCUGUCAUCCUGCUGUGAGUGAUGAUAUACAACGAUGUUAGAGGCCUUAGAGACGUGGUCUCUUUCCUCUUUCUUACAUAUAUGAAAACCAAGGCCCAAAGAAGUGACAGUGAGCCCACUGGCUUUAACUGUGUAGAAACGUACACACGCAUGACUCAGACUGGAGAAGAAAGGUCUGGAGACCACUGGCAUGUUUGGAGGGGAGACAAGACAGAUAACUGUUCAGUGGGUCUCAUUUUCAAUAACACUAGCCGUCCGGGCUAUGCAGUGUUAGAUACUGCAGGGUGCGGAGUACUAAUUAGUCAUCCAACAGCAGAAUGAAGCUCAUUUUGCUCUCAUACUACAUGUAAUUAUAUCUGAAGUUUAUUGAGAGUCGGAAGCGUCGGGCUAAAGAUUUUACUAAGUAUCUCAUUUGUCCUAUUUCCCUAAAAGGGUUUCCCUAUUUAACUUUCCUUAAAUUUAUCUGAUAGGUUUAGUUAUCGAAGGCGAUACCAUGACGGUAUUAUCUUUACUAAUAGUUGGGUUGUCUCUUUUUGGCCUGUGGGACUAUCUAUAGGUGGCUCCCAAGUACCUUUUGUGGGCUUCUGUGGUCUAGCUUACUUGGUUUGUGCUCUGGAAAACCCUAUCUUGCCUGUCUUGCAUGCUUUCUGCUUUGGAUCUUGUGACCAGCCAUUUCCUCCAGAAGUUUGGUUCUUUUCAGUAGAAAUAUUCAAGAACAUAGUCUUUGGACUGGAGUGGUCAUCACUUCCAGCUGGGUCACUUUUUACAGGUUUCAUUUAGGAUAGGAAAUUUCAGUUCUCUUACUCUGUAGGUAUCUGCUAAGGCCCUCAGUUGUCAAUGAGACUGAGAAAUAGAGUUAUAGAUAAAAGCUGGAUAAUCACGGGGUCAGGAGAGAUGGCUUAGCCAUCUGGUUGCCCUUCUAGAGGCUCUGGGUCCAAUUCCCAGAACCACAAGUUGGCUAACAACGGUCUGUAACUCCAAUUCCAGGGCAUCCAAUACUCUGUUCUCUCUUCCAAGAGUAAUGCAUAUCCAUGGUGCUUACAGGCAGAAUACCCAAAUGCAUACAAUGAAAGUAAGUCUUUAUAGUAUAUUAAUAGGAAACUGGGUUGGUGGUGUGCAUCUUUGAUUCCAGCGCUCGGGAUGCAGAGGCAGGUGGAUGUCUAUGCACCAGCCUAGUCUAUAGAGAGCUCCAGGACAGUCAGGAAAGGGUUUCAGCUGAAGGAAAACAUGAGCAUCCUUGUUUCAGAAGGGGCUCCAUGAAGUGCUCAGGCACAGCAAGAGGGGUCGGAAUUUGGUGAGAUGAUGGGAGAGGCUACCGUUGUAGUUGUGGAAGAUGGCAGUCCUGAACUAGGGUGGUGGCAAUAAGGAAGGAGAUGAGGCCUAACAUUUGAGAGAGUUCUUGGUAGCAUUGAUAAUACUUGGUGUCUGGCUCUGACAGGGAAGUCGAAGAUACACAGUAGAACAUCCAGGGGUUGGGGAUUUAGCUCAGUGGUAGAGCGCUUGCCUAGCAAACGCAAGGCCCUGGGUUCGGUCCCCAGCUCUGAAAAAAAGAAAAGAAAAAAAAAUCCAAGGAAGGUUUAUUUAGAGAUGUAGAAGAUGGCUGCCACUGGGGAAGACAGGAGGAUAACUGGACAUGUGGGGUGUGGAGGCCAUGGAGUAGUGAAUUUAAGGUCUUUUCAACUUCCACUUACCUCUCCGAUGGCUUCAAUACUUGACAUUCAGUGAAAGCACCGACCUCUCCUGUUCUCAGCUCUGUCCCUUUGCACAGGUGAUAAGGACCUCUGUCAUCUGUGGGGUGUGUCUUCAUCCUCUGCUAGGUGAAUCUUUUUUAAGAGCCAUCUUUCCAGACGUGGUGGCUCAUACCUUUAAUCUCAGCACUCGGGAGGCAGAGGCGGCAGAUCUCUGUGAGUUUGAGGCUAACCUGGUCUACAUCAUGAGUUCCAGGACAGCCAGGGUUAUAUUUGAGACCCUGUCUCAAAUCCAUCCCCUCUAAAAAAAAUUGCCUGAAGCCACUCUGCAGUCCUCUGCUGCCUGUCCUGUGCUUUAGUUUUACUCUGCCUUCUGGUUCUCUUCCUUCUUUGUCUUGUGUAUUUAUCAAGGUUGGGCCAGAUAAGGAGUAAGUCCAUUGUAUCUUUCAGUCUUUUUUAGGACUAAACUGACUUACCACAUUCACCCGUCAGUCAGGGCAGAGUGUGGGUUAAUCCCAGCUCCCGUUUGCCUUAGAGUUGCUGGCAUUCACUCUUAGCCUCCAGUAAACCAGCUCUGAUGUGUCUGAUGGUACAUUGUAAAUGAACUUCUGAUUGAGAGCCUGAACUUGUCAAGGUGGUGGUGAUGUGGCUCCCGGAACUGCAGCUAAGUUCCGAGUUCCUGUUGUCUUAAUGGCUUCCUCCCUUUCAGAGUUUUACCGCAGUCGUGUAUCCACACAAGCACUUCUCUUGACAUUUCUCGAAGAUGGGAGAAGAAGAAUAAGAUUGUUUACCCGCCUCAGCUGCCUGGCGAGCCUCGGAGACCAGCAGAAAUUUACCAUUGUCGGAGACAGAUAAAAUACAGCAAGGACAAGAUGUGGUACCUGGCAAAAUUGAUACGAGGCAUGUCCAUUGAUCAGGCUUUGGCUCAGCUGGAGUUCAAUGAUAAAAAGGGGGCUCAAAUAAUUAAAGAGGUUCUCUUAGAAGCACAAGACAUGGCAGUGAGAGACCAUAAUGUGGAAUUCAGAUCCAACUUACACAUAGCUGAGUCUACCUCAGGUCGAGGCCAGUGCCUGAAGCGCAUCCGUUACCAUGGCCGAGGUCGCUUUGGCAUCAUGGAGAAGGUCUACUGCCACUACUUUGUGAAGCUGGUGGAAGGACCGCCACCCCGACCCGAAGCACCGAGGACAGCAGUUGACCACGCCAAGGAGUAUAUUCAGCAGCUGCGCAGCCGGACCAUCAUCCACACGCUAUGAGCUGUGACGGCCAUUCUGGUCCGCAGUGUAUAUACCUUACAUUUAUUUUAAAAGUAAAAACAAAUGAUUUUUA
This is a messenger RNA of Rattus norvegicus (Norway rat), 4022 nucleotides long. RefSeq names its product mitochondrial ribosomal protein L22 (gene Mrpl22). The record is from RefSeq and is a predicted model, not a curated record. Gene Ontology annotation, molecular function: structural constituent of ribosome. NCBI's taxonomy places the organism in Eukaryota, Metazoa, Chordata, Mammalia, Rodentia, Muridae. Gene Ontology annotation, biological process: translation. Gene Ontology annotation, cellular component: large ribosomal subunit; mitochondrion; ribosome.